AUGGCAGACCACGACGAAAGCCUUCCAGAUGCCCCGGAAUACGCCACCUCCAAUAUCGCCGGUUCCGAACCCUCGGACGACGAUGAACCGUUAGACCUCACUCACGAGAACAAUGCCAAGAUUAUCAUGCUAGGCACUGCAACAGAUGAUGAUUCUUGCGCAUCGUUCCAAUUCGAGAAUGAAGACCAUACACUGGGAAAUGCAUUACGGUGGAUUAUCAUGAAGAAUCCUCAAGUUGAAUUCUGCGGAUACUCGAUACCACAUCCUUCGGAAACGAAGAUGAAUAUGCGGAUACAGACAUACGGUGAGAUCACCGCGAAGGACGCUUUGAUUAAAGGCCUAGCGGACCUACGAGACCUCUGCGACGUCGUUACCGAUAAGUUCAUAGCCGAGAAGGAACGUUUCGUGGCGGAGAAGGGGAAUUAG
Molecule: messenger RNA, 426 nt
Organism: Orbilia oligospora ATCC 24927
Lineage: Eukaryota; Fungi; Ascomycota; Orbiliomycetes; Orbiliales; Orbiliaceae
Exons: 3
Coding region: 1-426 (141 amino acids)
Biological process (GO): DNA-templated transcription
Cellular component (GO): RNA polymerase I complex; RNA polymerase III complex
Molecular function (GO): DNA binding; protein dimerization activity; DNA-directed RNA polymerase activity
Source: RefSeq, a predicted model, not a curated record